Messenger RNA from Pseudovirgaria hyperparasitica, 1722 nucleotides. RefSeq lists its product as uncharacterized. Bases 1 to 1722 code for a protein of 573 amino acids. Lineage: Eukaryota; Fungi; Ascomycota; Dothideomycetes; Acrospermales; Acrospermaceae. The record is from RefSeq and is a predicted model, not a curated record. The transcript has a single exon.
AUGGGUCUCCGAAACCUCACUGCCAUGGUCUUCAAGUCCUCCCUCCUUUCCAUCCCCCCCUCGCCAUGCUCUCCACGCUCUCCCCUAUUCUCGAAAUCAAUAUCCCAGCCUCGCACCGCGUCUCUACCGUACUCCAAACCCAGCACGACCACAGGCCGUCAGGACUCCCAGGUCGACGUCAAGCCCCCGGUCGAGCCCCUAGCAUGGAUCUGGAAAUGCCAUAUGUGCCAGCGCCAAUACCCCCUCGGCGCAACACGUCGCUGUCCCAUCGACGGCCACUACUUCUGCUCCGGCACCACGAAGCUCCACGCCUGGAGGACGCAGGGCAAGGCCAAGGGAAACGGAAAGGCGAAGAAGCACUACCACGAGGCAUGUGCUCAUGAGUUUGACUUCAAUGGCUGGCUGGCAUACGGCGACUGGCGGCGUGCGCAGAAGAAGAAGAAGACGACGGCCUCGCCGACCAACGCCAGAAUCGACUCGCCGAUGCAUCAGUAUUUUACAAACACCGUUGCGGCUGCUACUAGUCCGGCUGCGAGGACUCGGGCUGGAGAGCCUCGCGAUUGCUGGCAUGCGUGCAAUUAUCCGAGUGAGUGUCGGCAUGGUCCGCUGGCUAUGGCCAUCGAUCGACCCCCUGAGCCAGUGCAAUUUGCUGCGUCGGAUCAGUAUCAGUAUGCUGGUGCCCAAUGUCCGCCUGGCUUGCCAGGGGAUAGCCAGGAGUUCGUUAUCCAGGAUCUCAUGGAGACGAUUGAGGAUGUCGCCGUGGACUACGGGCUUGGCUCCUUGCAAGACCUUCUUGCUGCCUCGCAGGCAGAUUUAUAUGAGCCUACUCCUCCUCCCCCACACGGCUUGCAGUCACCUAGAUCGCCGCCCACCUCCCCGCCGUACGAGUACGCUGAUGGCAUGUACGACAUGGACAUCGAUAUGUGCGAUCAACUAGAUGCUACAGCCUCCACAAUCGAUCAUCCAGACCCCAUAGAUCCCAAUCUACAGCCUCCUGCUCCUCCUUCAUCCUCUACCAGUUCCACGUUCAAGGCACCAGGCACAUCAACAUCAUCUGCCCAACCAACACCCAGUACAAUACAUCCCCCCUCACCCACUACCUCUCCAGACCCCCCGAGCCCCGACACCGACAGCUUCAUAAACGCAUGCGUCGACUUCACCGGCGCAACCUCACCCUCACCCACCCUCGACGCACACGCACACACCCAUCCCAACUCCCCUCCCCUACCCCCGCAGCACUCAUCCGCUCUCCACCCCGCCGCCACUCCAACCAUGCGCAGCCGCACUGAGAACCCCACGAAUUCACCCUUGCCCGCCCUUCCGCCUAAACCUCCACAUGCCAACGUCAACAACGCAACGCCGUGUUCGGCCCCGUACACUAACAGCAUGCCUCCUCCUCCUUCUUCAUUAUGCUGGGAGUAUGAGCGCCAUGCCGGAGACAGAAAGGGUGGAAGUCAUGAUGCUUGGGAUGAGCAGACGAGGAGUGGUCGUAGUCGUGGCGCUGCAGACGGGGCAGGAGGAGGAGGAGGAGGAGGAGGAGGUGGAGGUAGUGGUGGUGGAUUUGGGGACCUGUAUUUCACGCUUGAUAGUGAGUUUUUCAAGGGGGGUGCGAAGAGGGGGCGGAGAGGAAAUGAGGUGGAUGGGCGGAAAGUUAGGAGGGUGGGGUGGGGAUUGGGAUUGGGGAUGGGGUUGGGGCGAGGGGAUUGGGGUGUUGAGGUUUGA